This is a messenger RNA of Caenorhabditis briggsae, 681 nucleotides long. The transcript has 4 exons. NCBI's taxonomy places the organism in Eukaryota, Metazoa, Nematoda, Chromadorea, Rhabditida, Rhabditidae. The record is from RefSeq and is a predicted model, not a curated record. The coding region runs from base 1 to 681 and encodes 226 amino acids.
AUGAAUCCUAUUCCAUUUCUUUUUUGGAUUACUGUAGUUUCUGGUAUUAUUAUCGGAGACGGGGGCAGUUAUUCUGGCUCCCAGUCGUCGUCGUCUGAAGAAGAUCAUCAUGGCGGUUACGGUGGCGGCCAUGGUGGUCGACCACCCCGGCCGCCCGUCGUGUCAUCCAGAUGUCCAGAUGGUUGGACGCGAUUCGACAGGCCACAAGGACCGUGGUGUAUUAAGGUAUUCUACGCUUGGCAGAACUAUCUAACUGGUGUGUCGUUUUGUGCAACUAUGGGUGCAAACGUGAGUGGCUAUCAGAACGCAGAGGAAAGAAUGUUUGUGGCUAACACCGGUCGUACGCUAAAAGCCCAACAGGGAGGCGAAUUGCUUGGCGAAGUUUGGGUGGGUGCCAUUCGCAACCCCGCGUGCUCGGCUCCUGGCUAUUGUUCCCCAAAUGACCAGUUCCAGUGGACUGAUGGCCAUACAACUGGAAGUGAUGGAAUUUUAUGGGGUCCCGGCGAGCCGAACGUGAUUCAUCCGCAUGAUAAAGUAACCCAAGAUUGUCUAGUCAUGCACACAUCUGCUGCUGAUGGUCAGAUCGCUAGAUGGAAUUUUGGGCACGGGCAAAUGGACGACUCGCUUUGUUGGUACGGUUGGACACUGAUUGCUUGUGGGAAGAGACCAGAGCCAAGAUGA